CUGCUAACUGAAGUCACCAGUUUGGUGUUCAAGAGUAGGAAAGCGAAAUAAAAUUUCAAGUCUAUUCAAAGUUUCUCCCUUCUGGGCUCCACUGAAAAGUUGGAGACCUGUAUCAGGAGUACUGUUAGUUUUUAUUCUAUGUGGAAACCCUUGUGAAGGAAGACAUGGGGGAAAUACAUCGAACCUUGCUCUGUCAAGGCCCUGUGGAACUCACAAGUGGCAGGAAAAGGAAUAAAAGAUAUCUCUCCUUAUUUGAUGAUGUUUUGGUUGUGUCUACUAACCUGACUAAGAAAAAGUUUAAGAUAAAAUGUAUCAUCCCACUGAAUUAUCUGUGGGUGGUGGAUGAUGUGGAACUUGUCAGGGCAAAUCAAACCUGUACUUGCAAGACCAUCUUCUUCUACUGGGCCACUGGGAAUGCUUUGGCCACCUUUCGUUCAGAAGAACAGAAAGUGCAAUGGUAUACUUUCCUCACCAGGUCCAUCAAUAAAGCCAAGAAGGGGAUCAAGAAAACUUUCCCACUGCAGAUAUUCCCUGAGGAUAUCCAAACCUGUGACAGUACUUUAUGUGUAACAGCAACAAACAUGGAUACUGUGAAUGAUAUAAUGGAGAAGUUACUACCAAUGAUAAGAGUGCCUAACAUUGAAGAUUACCAACUUUGGUUCAGUCCCGGCCACAAGGAAGUUCUAAGAGCACUCCAAGGCCACGAGUAUCCACAUGACAUUAUAUUGACCAACGUUCAAAAUAACCUCAGUAAAUCGAACUCAAAAAUUUUCACGGCUUUCCCCCCAUUGCCUGGGCUGUUUAUGGAAAACCAAAGCUGGGAUACAGGAGGGCAGUUCAUAUUAAAGCCCAGAGACUCAGCUGGAAGCCAGCAGCAAGAUGCAAAGGAAAGACGUAGAAAAUCUUGUAUGACAUCAUGUUUCCAUGGGGGCUGUGUGCCCCACCAUGACCAAGAAUGCAGUGACCCAAGAGAUGAUAAGAGAGGAAAACUUUUUGGGCAAGAUUUGAGCUCCAUUUGUCAGGAUGGCAAACUGCCCACCAUAAUUCUGGACAUGCUGUCCAGAAUAAAAGAUAAAGGACCUACAACAGACGAUAUAUUUUUAAUAACUCCCAAUGGAUCAUUAUGCAAAACUAUAAAGGAGAGGUUGGACAAUGGGGAAAAUGUGGAUAUAUAUCAGCAACCGGUGCAUGUGGUAGCCUGGAUCUUAAAGGAGUUUCUUCAAUCUAUCAAAGGAAGUUUACUGACUUCCAAAUUAUAUGACCAGUGGCUUGCUGUACCCGAGAAGGUGAAUGACAAAGAGAAAUUAGCAGCAGUGAAGAGUCUUCUAGAAAAACUUCCAAAACCUAAUGCUGAUCUUCUCAGACAACUGUUUAGAAUACUACAUCAAAUAGAAACAAAGUCUUCUGUUAAUAAUAUGUCAUCAUUCCGUCUGUCUCUUGAGACAGCCCCAUGUAUUUUAUGGCUUCCUAGCUACAGAAAUAACAUAUUGACAAAUGAUAUCGCCAAAAAGAUUUCUCUGGUAUCAUUUAUGAUCGACAAUUCUCCAGAAUUGUUUGGAGAGGACAUUGUGGCAGUUUGGUAUGAAACAUCACUAUACCAUCCUCCCGGACUGAAGUACCCAUGUUCCCAGAAUACACCAUCUAACAAUGGGAUCGUGGAGGAAACGGAACAUGGACUCAGCAGCUGCCCCAGUGAGAGGCCAUGCACCCCUGAUUUUGAGGAACUGCCGAGAAGUGGUGCAGCUGCUCCAAUUCCAUAUGAGGGCAUUCUAGCCUCAGAGAAAGGUGAAGGAAAUGAGUACACGACUCAACCAGAACCUAUUCAAAAGUCACCAACACCAGAAACCAAAAAAGAAUUGGGGAAUUGUUCCCCCAAUAUUCUCCAAGACGUUAAUGUGCCUGCUGUGAUACUUGAUAUGUUGUCCUUAAUUGCGGAAAAAGGACAAUGUUCUGAUGACCUAUUCAGAAUGCAAUCGGAAAAAUCACACUGGUCCCUUAAGGAAAAGGUUAACACCGGAAAACAUAUUAACUUGAAAGAGGAAUCCGUGCUCACUGUCGCUUCUGUCGUAAAGGACUUUAUCAAAAAUAUCGAAGGAAGUUUACUUUCCUGUGAUUUAUAUGAAAAUUGGCUUAGCAUCCCAGAUGAAGGACCACUCCUUGGAAAAAUUGCAUCCAUCCAAAAUAUCCUUUUGAUGAUGCCAAAGCCAAACUACGUUUUGCUUAAGCAACUCAUCUGUGUUCUACAAAAAAUUAAAGCUGCUUCUACGAACCAAUUAGACAGCUUUGACUUGUCUGUUCGCAUAGCACCUCAUGUUUUAUGGAAUCCGACUUGUAAGAUGUUUUAUGGGAGGGAUCUCCCAAAGAAGUUGUCCAUUAUACAAUUCAUGAUUGACAACUGUCAAGAAUUAUUUGGAGAAAAUGAUAAUAUAUUUUGUGAAGAUAAUCAGAAGUCUUAUGACAUCAACCUAUCUUCUGAUACAUUAAAUACUUCUGGAAAAGCAACUCUUAUGAUUGAAACCAUAGAUGACCACGAUGUGAAGACCUCAAAGGCUAAUACCAAAGAAUUAAAGAUGUCAUCUGCUGUUCCUCAUGAGGGAGGUCCUACAGCAGGGCACAAUGGAACAACUUCAAAAUAUAAUGUUCCACAAGAGAAAAUUCUUCAUGACUAAAGAAGUUUCCGGUCAUUGUAUUUCAAUGUUCUCUUCUACCUCCCACUAACCAUACAGAAGAGAUUAUUACAAGAAACAACUUCAGUUUUAUAUUUAACCAUAUUGUUUGCUAUAAUUGUUUUACUCAAUAUAUUUAUUUUAUGUUAUGUGUUAUAUAUUAUUCUCUAUUAUAAUAAAUAUUAUUGAAUUAUA
This is a messenger RNA of Rattus rattus (black rat), 2861 nucleotides long. RefSeq names its product rho GTPase-activating protein 20-like. The coding region runs from base 165 to 2669 and encodes 834 amino acids. Gene Ontology annotation, biological process: regulation of Rho protein signal transduction; signal transduction. Lineage: Eukaryota; Metazoa; Chordata; Mammalia; Rodentia; Muridae. Gene Ontology annotation, molecular function: GTPase activator activity. The transcript is spliced from 19 exons. The record is from RefSeq and is a predicted model, not a curated record.